Leishmania major strain Friedlin is the source of this 4308-nucleotide messenger RNA. Its product is annotated as putative proteophosphoglycan ppg3. Gene Ontology annotation, molecular function: protein binding. The record is from RefSeq and is a predicted model, not a curated record. Bases 1 to 4308 code for a protein of 1435 amino acids. The transcript has a single exon. Lineage: Eukaryota; Euglenozoa; Kinetoplastea; Trypanosomatida; Trypanosomatidae.
AUGUCUUUUCAUAGGCGCCGGUGCACGCGGCAGCACCCCGCCGUCGCGGCGGCGCUGUUGUGCGCCGCCGCGGUUUUGACGUUUAUCUGCGUGGGUGUGCACUCUGCAUCCGAUGAGGCGGGCACCCUCGACUGCUCCGUCCCCGUCCCGAACUACUCUGCCGCCGAGCAGCAGCAUACUCGCAUGUUUCUAGACGCCAUCAAGGCGACCAUCCCCGCCUUGGCUUCUGUGUGGACAUGCGACAAUUUCUGCGCGCACGAGGGCGUGGAGUGCACAGAGGCCGGCUUGCAUGUGCGUCUCAACGUCAACGACCUCAUCGGCAACCUCCCUGAAAUACCUGAGGGCGUUAUCGGAUCAUCUGUUGUGGUAACGAAGCUCACCUUCUCCGGCGACAUCAACAACUUGAAGGGCACGCUACCUGUAAGCUGGCAUCAACUAACCGCGCUCUCCUCGCUGGUGUUCAUCUCUACGGGCAUCACAGAUACGCCGCCAGAGAUGCGGGGAACUUCAAUCGAGAGCCGUGUGACGACACAUGAUGCCGGGUUCGUCCCGGCGGCAUGGGCGACUACCACCCCGCGUAGAAGCUCUCUGCCUGUCUCUCGGGUAUCGGACAAUAUGGUAGGCUCUCCGCACUCCGCAUGGGCAGGGGCCAGCAGGAUGGAAAGGGAUUAUCUACAGAACAAAGCUAGUGGAAGAAGUCUUCCCGAGGAGUGGGGCAACCUGAUCAACAUUAAGGUUCUCAACUUAACGAACCUUAAUCUUUCCGGAACACUUCCGGCUUCCUGGGCUUCCUUGCAGCGGCUUGAGCAACUCCACGCUGCGAACAACUUACUUACAGGUACCCUCCCAGCGUCUUGGGGGAGUCUGAAGAAGUUGUUUGACCUCCAGUUGAUAGGUAACAAGUUCACUGGUACUAUUCCGCAAGAAUGGGGUGAGAUGACUGCACUCCAGAGAGUCUCUCUUCAGCUCGACUACUGUACCUGCAUCCCAGAAAGCUGGAUAGCGCGGAAAGUGGAAGUUAGACUAUACUCCACCGUUCUCGGUAGCGACUGUGAAAUUACCUCAGACUGCAGCUCGAGCAGCAGCAGCCCUGGACUGGAGUGUGAUGGCCCCGUUCCGUUUUACACACCAAGUCAGCAAAUGCACACGCGCAAUUUCCUUGAGGCGUUCAAGUAUACAAUCACAGACUUGCAGCCGCUGUGGACGUGCACGAACUUCUGUGUCUGGGAGUAUGUGCACUGCACGCCUGCAGGUGUGGCAUUGGAGAUUACUGGAACACAGUUUUUCGGUUCUGUUCCGGAGGUGCCUGCGGAUGUGAACCCGUCGGAGGUGGUGGUAACCAAGCUUGAUUUCAGCCAUAGCGAGUGGGUGGAGGGCGACUAUCCCAGUAGCUGGGCCUUGCUGACGUCCCUGGAGAACGUAUCCUUUGCAUAUACGUCGAUGUGGGGAACGCUGCCCUCCCGCUGGAGCUCCAUGUCCGCGCUGAAGUACCUCGAUUUGAGCUUCACGUGGACAGACGGUAGGUUUCCCGAGAGCUGGAGCCGCUUAGCGAACCUGGAGGUACUCCGAUUGGUGCACCUCACAAUUCCAGAUCACCUGCCAGCCUCGUGGAGCAGCAUGAGAGCAUUGCAGGAGCUCGACCUCGACAGCACCGGCGCUUCAGGCACACUACCCCCCUCGUGGGGCGCCCUCACGAACCUCGAGAUUCUAUCCCUAUCCAACAACAACCUUGACGCCACCUUACCAGGAGAGUGGAGCUCGCUAACGCAACUGCGAACCCUGCAUCUGCAUGAUAACCAGCUUUCCGGGACGAUCCCAGAAACCUACAAUGCUAUGAUCACCCUCACCCGCGUCAGCCUGGAGGUCAACCGAUUCUGCGGCUGCCUCCCGAGCACGUGGGCCGAUAAGAAUGGUGUGUCUAUGAUGAUCACCGCUCAACCGGAGCUACUCGCUUCUGACUGCGCGACUGAAAACGCUUGCAAGCCAGAGACUGAAAGUAGCAGCUCCGCGCCGUCGGCGUCCUCGUCGUCUGCGUCGUCCAGCAGCAGCUCCGCGCCGUCGGCGUCCUCGUCGUCUGCGCCGUCCAGCAGCAGCUCCGCGCCGUCGGCGUCCUCGUCGUCUGCGCCGUCCAGCAGCAGCUCCGCGCCGUCGGCGUCUUCGUCGUCUGCGCCGUCCAGCAGCAGCUCCGCGCCGUCGGCGUCUUCGUCGUCUGCGCCGUCCAGCAGCAGCUCCGCGCCGUCGGCGUCUUCGUCGUCUGCGCCGUCCAGCAGCAGCUCCGCGCCGUCGGCGUCUUCGUCGUCUGCGCCGUCCAGCAGCAGCAGCUCCGCGCCGUCGGCGUCCUCGUCGUCUGCGCCGUCCAGCAGCAGCUCUGCGCCGUCGGCGUCUUCGUCGUCUGCGCCGUCCAGCAGCAGCAGCUCCGCGCCGUCGGCGUCCUCGUCCUCUGCGCCGUCCAGCAGCAGCUCCGCGCCGUCGGCGUCUUCGUCGUCUGCGCCGUCCAGCAGCAGCAGCUCCGCGCCGUCGGCGUCUUCGUCGUCUGCGCCGUCCAGCAGCAGCUCCGCGCCGUCGGCGUCUUCGUCGUCUGCGCCGUCCAGCAGCAGCUCCGCGCCGUCGGCGUCUUCGUCGUCUGCGCCGUCCAGCAGCAGCAGCUCCGCGCCGUCGGCGUCUUCGUCGUCUGCGCCGUCCAGCAGCAGCAGCUCCGCGCCAUCGGCGUCUUCGUCGUCUGCGCCGUCCAGCAGCAGCAGCUCCGCGCCAUCGGCGUCCUCGUCGUCUGCGCCGUCCAGCAGCAGCAGCUCCGCGCCGUCGGCGUCUUCGUCGUCUGCGCCGUCCAGCAGCAGCUCCGCGCCAUCGGCGUCUUCGUCGUCUGCGCCGUCCAGCAGCAGCCCCGCGCCGUCGGCGUCCUCGUCGUCUGCGCCGUCCAGCAGCAGCUCCGCGCCAUCGGCGUCCUCGUCGUCUGCGCCGUCCAGCAGCAGCUCCGCGCCGUUGGUGUCCUCGUCGUCUGCGCCGUCCAGCAGCAGCAGCUCCGCGCCAUCAGCGUCCUCGUCGUCUGCGCCGUCCAGCAGCAGCAGCUCCGCGCCGUCGGCGUCCUCGUCGUCUGCGCCGUCCAGCAGCAGCAGCUCCGCGCCGUCGGCGUCCUCGUCGUCUGCGCCGUCCAGCAGCAGCAGCUCCGCGCCGUCAGCGUCCUCGUCGUCUGCGCCGUCCAGCAGCAGCUCUGCGCCGUCGGCGUCUUCGUCGUCUGCGCCGUCCAGCAGCAGCUCCGCGCCGUCAGCGUCCUCGUCGUCUGCGCCGUCCAGCAGCAGCAGCUCCGCGCCGUCGGCGUCCUCGUCGUCUGCGCCGUCCAGCAGCAGCUCCGCGCCGUCAGCGUCCUCCUCGUCUGCGCCGUCCAGCAGCAGCUCCGCGCCGUCGGCGUCCUCGUCGUCUGCGCCGUCCAGCAGCAGCUCCGCGCCGUCGGCGUCCUCGUCGUCUGCGCCGUCCAGCAGCAGCUCCGCGCCGUCAGCGUCCUCGUCGUCUGCGCCGUCCAGCAGCAGCAGCUCCGCGCCGUCAGCGUCCUCGUCGUCUGCGCCGUCCAGCAGCAGCUCCGCGCCGUCGGCGUCCUCGUCGUCUGCGCCGUCCAGCAGCAGCUCGUUUUUGUCGGGCAGUGGGAGCGACGGAGGGUGCCACAGCGAUGUUCCGUAUUACACGCCAACGCAAGUGGCGCAUAGCAUGCGGUUUCUGUCUGGGUUUUCCGAGUCGUUUGCGGACGCAAGCGCCACGUGGAAGUGCCCGAACUUCUGCUCAUGGGCGGGGAUAACUUGUAGACCAGAGGGAUUUUCUUUCGAACUAGGUGGUGUGGUAAAGUCGGGGUAUCUACCGAUGGUUCCUGGGGACUGCGAUGGUGUGCAAGUGCCGGUUUUGAGUGUAAGUGCCGGUGGCGCGGAGGGAGGCGUGACUUUGGAGGGCACGUUGCCGUCGUCGUGGAAUCGGCUGCUGUCUCUCAUCGAGCUGGAUUUCUCCUACACGGGCGUCAGCGGUGGGGCACCGUCGGAUUGGUCGGCCUUGGUGAACCUGAAGAAGCUGAAUCUGGGCCACAAUAAGUUGAGUGGUGAACUGCCGGCGGAGUGGAGCGGCAUGGUGGCCAUGGAGGAGCUGUAUCUGAACGACAACAAAUUCAGUGGGAAGUUGCCUUUCGAAUGGUUUAACAUGGAGAAUCUCAAAAUCCUCGAUCUCUCCAACAACGAAUUGGGCGGAUCGGUGCCCGGCUUCAUCGUUUCACUCUCGCGCUCACACGACGUUUCAGCCCUGCUCAAGCGGCUGUUGGCGGUGAGGAAGUAA